This is a messenger RNA of Gloeophyllum trabeum ATCC 11539, 1401 nucleotides long. RefSeq lists its product as uncharacterized. Bases 161 to 1261 code for a protein of 366 amino acids. Gene Ontology annotation, biological process: protein phosphorylation. The transcript is spliced from 3 exons. Gene Ontology annotation, molecular function: protein kinase activity; ATP binding. Lineage: Eukaryota; Fungi; Basidiomycota; Agaricomycetes; Gloeophyllales; Gloeophyllaceae. The record is from RefSeq and is a predicted model, not a curated record.
AGCUUGUAAGUGUUAGGGCCUCGUACAAAAAAAGUCGUCGGCGAGGGGAUCUGGCACGCAACAUCACUGGUACGGCUUAGCCGGUCCACCACAAGACUAUAACACGGCCUCGAGCUAUAAAGCUCACUCUCUGGCCGAGGAAACGUUCGAUGCCAUCACCAUGACUCGUCUAAUCUGGAACGUCCAGUAUCCUCGAAGCCACUCUGAAUUCGUAGUUUUGCUCGACGAAUUUCGGAGACGACAGGCAGCCAGUCUCGAGUCGCCUCUAAAGCAAGACCACAAUCUGCACUUUGUCGGCAGUCCGAACUUCGACUUUCUACCGCACCCUGCAUAUCAAGUGAACCAAACAUCCUACCUCGGACAACCCCUUGCUCCACUGCAUGAGACGGCGAAAGACUCAUACGCACCUCAUCAUCGGAGGCGCUAUGUUACCGAGCUGCGCCUGGACGGAAGAUCCUUACCUGAAUUUGAAGUUAUCCUUCGCCAACCAUUGUCAACCGGACUGGAGAAACUCGCUCAAGUCUGGAAAGCCGAUGCAAUCUGUCGAGAUGGAUCGGUUUUUCCCGUAGUUGCGAAACUAUUCCAAGGAUCUCUGUUUCCUGAGCCAGAAUGGCUGGAGUAUCACAGCAUGCUGGAUGCUGACUAUCCGCUACAGGAGGAAGUAUCUCACAGAGAAGCCUGGGCGUACGAGCGCCUCCGGUCAGCUCAGGGAACGAUCAUUCCAUACUCCUACGGAUUCUACGACGUUCAGCUGCCCUGUGGGAGUGUGGCGUGUACUCAUAUCAUCGAAUAUAUUGACGGAGUCACUCCCGGUACCUACUGUAAAAUGUACGGAGGCCAGGCCGACCAGGAACAGACCCGUAAAUUCAUGACGACGCUGACUAAGUCCGUCUACGCUUUGCAUUCCUUAGGCGUGGCCCACUACGACAUCUCAUGGAGGAAUAUCCUCGUGCCCAAGAUGCACCUUGGUAGCGCCGUCAUGUUUGAUUUCGGGCGCGCCAUGAGUUUGGAGGUAGAAUCCCCAGAAGACUGGGCUGCUCCGUUGUUUAAGGACGGUAAAGAGCUGUAUGGGGUCCUGUCAAUUGUUGCCUCGCAACGUGAGGCAGAAGUCUGGGCAGCUGAAGUGCGAGAGGACCCCGCCACCCUCUGGGCUCGGCCUUUGCGAGAUGCUCGCGAUUUACCAUACGAAGGGCGAGUUGGACCAGUGUAUCGCGCGGACUGUCUACAUUAUUUAUGUGAUGUACCAAGCGCCGAACAGUAGUUGACCCUGUUUGCGGAAAGGUUGUAUCUGUCUUUGUCAACGUGGCCCUUCAACUGUUGUACUGCAUUUUACUACUGGAAGCACAUCAUGCCUCUUGUGUAAAUAUAAGAUUGCCGGCGCUUACUAACAGUUGCCUCUCG